AUGUCUUCUCUUCGGGAACAGCUGGAAUAUCAGCAAAGUCUCAGUCCUCAGCAUGGAUACCAGCCACACCCACAGCAGCAGCAGCAACCGCAGCAUCUUGCGCCUGCCAAUUUGGCACCUCAAGCUUGCUCGUCAUGUCGAAAGCAGAAGCGGAAAUGCGACAAGCAGAUACCGCAAUGUGGUCUUUGCCUGAGGAUCGGUCGAGCAUGCGACUACAGUGCCGAUGCACCUCCUCCAAUGCCUUCAGCCGAUGAUUUCGAAGCGCUCAGGCAGAAGGUGAUGGACUUGGAAGGCCUUCUGUCCCGAGCCGUGAACACCCCGAACAGCGGCCUGUCCAACGGCAGCAGCGGUGGCGUGAACAUGAGCAAUGGCUCGUCGUCUUUGAGCAACGGCCAGAGCCCCGCCAACGUUCUGGCUCUAUCGCCUGCCCCACCGCCGGGUCCCUGGCCGGGACCGACUACAUUCCCAAGCAUGUUCUUCCUAGAUUCGGAUGCCUUCGAAUACGACCGAUUUCAUGUUCAGAUGCCGUACGUCAAGGUACCACCAGGCGCUCUGACUGCUCUCGGAAGCUCGGCAGAGCUCAGAGAGAUGAUCGAGUUAUACUUUGCCACUAUUCACACAUACAUGCCUAUCAUCUCGAAGAUUCGUCUCUACCAGCACUUGUCGAGCCCGAUGCACGAACCUGGUGCAGAGAUUGCUCUCCCCUUUCUGGCGAUGAAGUUGGUGACUAGCGAGGUACCCGAGGGGAUGGUGCCACAGACCCAACUCUACCAGGAUGUGAAGUCCUUCCUGAGUUACGUCGAAGCACAAAACGGGUUCAGUAUACAGAUGAUGCAAGCGCUCUUGUUAGUAUCGCUCUAUGAGCUAGGCCACUGCAUCUAUCCCGCAGUGUACUUGUCGAUCGGCCAUGCAGCACGGCUUGGGCAUGCCAUGGGACUGCACGAAAAGGGUGCUCCGCAAAUGCUGCCAAGACCAAAUACCUGGACAGAGCAAGAAGAGCGUAGACGCGUAUGGUGGUCGGUGAUUGUGCUUGAUCGGUUCGUCAACAUCGGUCACCGCAGCAAACCUUUCGCCAGCUCGGACCCCAGCCUUGACGCUAUUCUUCCCACAGACGACAGCUCUUGGGACCAAGGACAAAUGCUGGUAGCUGCACCUCUUGCGCUAUCGGCAAGUCAGACCAUCAGAGCCGCGCCAUUCGCACGCACAUGCCAAGCGAGUCACCUUCUCGGUAAAGUGGUAAGGCACGUGAAUGAGAAGAACCUCCCGGCGGACUAUCGAUUCACCGAAGCGCUACAACUACAUCGAACACUUCAAGCCCUAUCCAGUGUACUGCCUGAUGAGGCUGCAGAGGACGAUCCGACGCAUAAGCCGACACUUUGCACUUCCAUGGCAGUCUGCUAUUCCGCUUUGCUGACGCUGUAUGAUGCAUACAGCUGCACCGAGAAGAGACUAGAAAACGGGCCAGAAGAGCAGCUCGUGAUGCAGAAAGAGGCGAUAGAUGGCUUGAGUGCGGUGUCUGCAGAGGUUGUACACCUCGCACGACGAGUCCGUGGCUUCAUCGAGAAAGCCGGCCUCGGUCGUGUCAGUCCACUCGUAAUUGAUAGCCUGUAUCAGGCAGCAGCGAACUAUGCCUGGUACGUUAGAGAAUCGUCCAGACCAGAGUGCCACGAACGUCUACAAGAGAUCAAAGAAGUACUAGUAUUGCUUGAUCGUCGAUGGAAGGUCGCUGGUCAGUAUCUCUUCCACGUGAGCGAGUUCUGGGAUAGCCUGAAUACCAAUAACAAUCACUGA
Molecule: messenger RNA, 1791 nt
Organism: Fulvia fulva
Lineage: Eukaryota; Fungi; Ascomycota; Dothideomycetes; Mycosphaerellales; Mycosphaerellaceae
Product: Transcription factor BOA15
Exons: 3
Coding region: 1-1791 (596 amino acids)
Biological process (GO): DNA-templated transcription; regulation of DNA-templated transcription
Cellular component (GO): nucleus
Molecular function (GO): zinc ion binding; DNA binding; DNA-binding transcription factor activity, RNA polymerase II-specific
Source: RefSeq, a predicted model, not a curated record